Molecule: messenger RNA, 1775 nt
Organism: Cajanus cajan (pigeon pea)
Lineage: Eukaryota; Viridiplantae; Streptophyta; Magnoliopsida; Fabales; Fabaceae
Product: basic helix-loop-helix protein 80
Biological process (GO): regulation of DNA-templated transcription
Cellular component (GO): nucleus
Molecular function (GO): DNA-binding transcription factor activity; protein dimerization activity
Source: RefSeq, a predicted model, not a curated record
CAUACCCUUUUAGUUUUGUCACAGACCAACUUUCCCUGACCCUUCCACACCCUUUCUUCCAUCACUUUCCUCAUAAACUUGAUUGCAUUCUCCAACCCAAAGCAAAAACAACACCACACACAUGGCAGCUUUUUCAUACCAGUACCACCCUUUCCUUGUUGACCCUGCAUUCUUCCCCAACAUGCACACUCCUCCUUCUCCUCCUCACUUUCACUUUCCUCAGGAAACAUCUCCUAAUGUCACUAACCAGGAAACUAGCUGUGUUGACCAAAGUUCCAAGAUCACCAUCAGUGACAAUGAGCCUUCUGUCACCAAAAACCUUAGUCCUCAGUCCUCCAUGGUGGUGGACAAGCUUGAAACUGGUGAACAGGUCACUCAGAAGGUGACUCCUGUCCAGAAGAAAAGGAGAACCAGAAAUGGAUCUUCCUUGAGCAACCCUCAAUCCAAGGAUAUUGCAACAGAAGGGAGGAACAAGAAACAAAGGAAGAGCAAUUGUGGGGUGAAAGAAGAGGAGAAGGCAAAAGAAGAGAAGAAGGAGAAAAAGUGUGCUGAAGAGCCCCCAACUGGCUAUAUCCACGUCAGAGCAAGAAGGGGUCAGGCAACGGAUAGCCACAGCCUUGCUGAGAGGGUGAGAAGAGAGAAGAUAAGUGAAAGGAUGAAGGUGUUGCAACGGCUUGUGCCAGGCUGUGAUAAGGUGACUGGAAAGGCCCUUAUGUUGGAUGAAAUAAUCAAUUAUGUUCAGUCUUUACAGAAUCAAGUUGAGUUCUUGUCAAUGAAGCUGGCUUCUGUGAGUCCCAUGUUUUAUGAUUUGACAACGGACCUAGACUCACUAUUUGUUAGACCAGAGAAACUAAAUAGCAUGGCAUCACCAUCACCACUUCCAUCUGUGUCACAUUGCAACAGCCCCAACCAAGCCACAACUUUUGCUGAUACAACCACCAUGAACCCCACCAACAUCUUCCACACCGCUAGUGACUAUCUUUUGGACAAUUCCGCUUCACUUUUUCUUCAAGGGCAGCGGUCCAAUGUCUUCUCUGAAGAGGAUACCGGUAGUCAAUUCUGGGACGCAGAGGACCAGAGACAAAAGUUUCUUCAUCCAUAUGGAUUCAGCAACAACUUAUGUUCCUUUCAUUAAUAUAAAAUUCACAAAAGCUGCCCUACAAAACUACGAACAUGUUGAUUUAGCUUUUACACUAGGUAAGGAAAUUCCAAAGAAGCAAAAGAAUGAGCCAAAAAGAAGUUAGGAAUUAGCACAAAAAAGCAAAGCAACGCUUGGUAUCAGUAUUAAGGAAGGGUAGGGUAAUUGGUGGCGUAAAGAGUGUGGCUUGGUUCCUAGUCCAUCAGAUUAAAGUGACCUUUGAAGAUGAAUAAAGGGCACCAAAAUUAAUGGAUGAAGAACCAAAAGGACAGAAAAUACCGACCAAAUAAGACCAUAUCUUUUGUAGAUCCAUUGUUCUGUUCCAGUGAUUUUUGACUCUCCAAGGACUUAUGAUGCACAAAUUCCGAGAGACAUCAAUCCUAUAUACAGAGGAGACAUUGAAAUUUAUGUCAUGUAAAUUAUAAAAGUAUUGAUUCUUGUGGUGGCAGUUAUUCUGUUGGUACAGUUAAUUUCACCAUUAUUGAGAAAUGAGGGGUUGAUGCUACUGAUUAUGUUCUUGACAUGACUGGCCAUGCAUUUGUUUCUUGGUCUAGUUAGCUUUUAUGUAUAUGUAUCUGCAGAAUCUUCAGAGUUUUGGCAUCAUUAUGAUUAUUGUUAUUAUUAUUGUUUAUGAUUC